Molecule: messenger RNA, 405 nt
Organism: Labeo rohita (rohu)
Lineage: Eukaryota; Metazoa; Chordata; Actinopteri; Cypriniformes; Cyprinidae
Product: histone H2B-like
Exons: 2
Coding region: 1-405 (134 amino acids)
Cellular component (GO): nucleosome
Molecular function (GO): DNA binding; structural constituent of chromatin; protein heterodimerization activity
Source: RefSeq, a predicted model, not a curated record
AUGUUGUGGAAGGACCUGAAGCAAGCAGGUAACAUACCUGAACCGGCAAAGUCUGCGCCUAAGAAGGGCUCGAAGAAGACCGUCACCAAAACCGCCGGCAAAGGAGAAAAGAAGUGCGAGAGGUCUAGGAAAGAGAGUUAUGUUAUCUACGUCUAUAUAGUACUGAAGCAUGUUCAUCCUGACACUGGUAUUUCUUCCAAGGUGAUGGGGAUCAUGAAUUCUUUCGUCAAUGACAUCUUCGAGCGCAUCGCCGGUGAAGCUUCUCGUCUCGCUCACUACAAGCGCUCCACCAUCACAUCUAGAGAAAUCCAGACCGCCGUGCGUCUGCUGCUGCCCGGUGAGCUGGCCGAACACGCCGUGUCUGAGGGCACAAAAGCCGUGACUAAGUAUACCAGCUCCAAGUAA